Molecule: messenger RNA, 1224 nt
Organism: Penicillium brevicompactum
Lineage: Eukaryota; Fungi; Ascomycota; Eurotiomycetes; Eurotiales; Aspergillaceae
Product: glycosyltransferase domain-containing protein
Exons: 1
Coding region: 1-1224 (407 amino acids)
Source: RefSeq, a predicted model, not a curated record
AUGCGCUAUCUUGACAGCUUGGAAUCUGCCUCCGACGAUGAUCUGGUUUUAAUGAUCGAUGGCUACGAUGUGGUAUUCCAACUACCCGCCGAUGUAUUGAUUCAGCGAUACUUCUCUGUAAUCGAAAAAGCAAACGCCAAAAUUGCAGCACGAUUUGGCGAAGACUCGGUUUAUGCUUUCAAUCGGGACAAUGCUCCACGGCAAACUAUUCUAUUCGGUCCCGAGAAGAUCUGCUACCCGGUAGACUGGAACCGACCCGGCUGCUGGGCCAUUCCGGACAUCGACAUGCCUGCCGGCGCAUUUGGACCCGACGACGGACAACUCAGUCACAAUCUACCCAAGUGGCUCAAUUCUGGAACUAUCAUGGGUCCAGUUGGCGAUAUGAGAGAAUUGUUCGCUGCCACUUUGAAACGUAUCAAAGACACCUACGACCCAACUCAUGAAUUCAGCGACUCGGAUCAGAGAUACAUGAGCGAUAUUUGGGGCGAACAAGAAUUUUGGCGAUCAGUGGACCUACAUAACAACUAUUUCCAUGAUGACAUAGAUCCGAAGAAAGUUGCACCAGAAGGCGAGCCCGAUCAGAUCAUCCCGACAAGGGAGGCCGAUCAAAAAACGGAAUUUCACGUCGGCAUUGACUAUACCUCCGGGCUAUUCCAGACCCGUGUCGGUUCUGAUCACGUUCUGGAGCAUAUCGCUUUCGAUAAGAGCACAUCGAAGGGAAUUGGUCUCUGGACCUUGACAUCCGAGAACAAAAUCGAGGCCUCCAAUUUCCAGCCCUUUGAGAUUUAUUUACCUGCCAACGUCGUCUCCUCCCUAACGCGACUCAUGAAGUCAAUUGCUCCUCUUCUCAAGUCCGACCCUCACAAUGCAGUGACGAAAUUGCUAUUGGGCACAAACCUUGUGACCAAGAAUGUCUAUGGUUUGUUCCACUGCAUCGGCGAAAAGACUUAUCUCGAUGACUUGUGGUAUCGACUCUGGUUCCAGGAGCACGCCAAGCCUCUUCUGGAGACUAGAGUCAAAUCGGCGAAAGAAAGCGAUGUUAUUUCCAGCUCCCCGAUUGAUGGAAGGAGGUGGGUUAUUGCUCACAACUAUCCAUCGGAGUCUGGGCCAAGCGAGCAAUUAGCUGGUGCUUGGAUGGACAUGGAUAACGAGUGGAUUGGUUGGGAAGAUCUUUGCGAACCAUUUGAAAAGGACAUAUUUGGUGAUCGACCAGAGAAGCGCUAA